Molecule: messenger RNA, 1359 nt
Organism: Didymosphaeria variabile
Lineage: Eukaryota; Fungi; Ascomycota; Dothideomycetes; Pleosporales; Didymosphaeriaceae
Exons: 3
Coding region: 1-1359 (452 amino acids)
Molecular function (GO): monooxygenase activity; heme binding; iron ion binding
Source: RefSeq, a predicted model, not a curated record
AUGAACAAGAUAUUCACGGAAAUCAACAAUAAAUAUGGAUCUACAGCACGCGUCGCGCCGAAGAUGUUGAUCACAAGCGACCCCGAACUUGUGCGACGUAUGAAUGCCGUACGCUCACCGUUCACUAGAGGCCCCUGGUACACGUCCCUGAAACUUCACCCGGACAGUGAAAACAUCGCUUGCUACACCGAUGAAGACAAACAUAACGACAUGCGCAGCCGUAUGUCGUUUGGAUACUCCGGCAAAGAGAAUGUACACUUGGAGAAAGACAUCGAUGAUCUCAUACUCGAGAUGAUCAAUCUGAUUCAGAAGGAGUAUAUCACGAAGUCAGAGGAGGAUCUCUUUCGCUGUAUGGACCUGGCAAAGGUUACGUCCUACUUCACGCUCGAUAUCAUCUCUAAAGUUGCCUUCGGAGAGCCUUUUGGCUUCCUAGCAGCCAACGACGAUCCCUUUGGUUAUGCAGCGAAUUUGAAGCAAUACUUGCCCGCCGUGUCCUGGUUUGGCGUUUAUCAUGAGCUCACGAAUAUCCUUAGAAUACCCUUUAUCAAAGCAGCACUGCCAAGCUCGAUGGACAAACGUGGAUUAGGCCGCGUCAUGGGUUUCGCGCACGAUCGGGUACAGGAGCGCUUCGGAGAACAAGCUAUCUUGCGGCAGGAUAUGCUGAACUCUUUCAUCAAGAACGGGCUGACACCGCUUGAGCUGGAAGGCGAAACGAUGUUGCAGAUUACAGCUGGGUCCGACAGCACAGCUUCAGCUCUGCGCAUGACCAUGCACUUCAUUUCCACCUCUCCGCCAAUACUGCAGCGUCUUCUCGCGGAAGCAAACGAGGCUAUAGCAGCUGGAAAAGUUAGCCGGCCAAUCAUCAAGAAUUCCGAAGCUCUUCAGCUUCCGUACCUUCAGGCCUGUAUCAAGGAGGGAUUGCGAGUAUACCCUCCUAUCACUGGCAUCUUGGCGAAGAUGGUGCCGAAGGGCGGAGCCAAGAUCGACGUCGAUGGUGUGGAGAAAUAUGCUCCUAGCGGUACUCAGAUUGCUUGGAACAGCUGGGGCCUAAUGCGCAACAAGGAGAUAUUUGGGCCCGACGUUGAGAUUUUCCGCCCUGAACGAUGGCUUGCACGGGACGACACUGAGGAGACAGCAAAAUACAUGCUCAGAAUGAAUGAGACCCUCUCUCUUGUCUUCGGCUAUGGUCGGUUCGGCUGCCUUGGUAAAGUGGUCGCAAACAUGGAACUUAACAAAGCGUUGAUAGAGACUUUACUGCGCUUCAACCUGCAACCUUGUAGACUAUCAGAGCCUUUCAAAGAGUUUUGCUCUGGAUUCUACAUCCACGAUGAUAUGGACUUUGUUGUUACCGAACGUUAA